AAUUGCACUGAGUUCCUAUGUAGAAUGUCGCAAAGAACUAAUAAGAAUACAUCUUAAAAACAUUACAGAUUGUGAAUACUUUAUUCGUUUAAAAUGUUAGCAACGAUUGUAUAUUCUUAUGUUUUACUAUUUUUUAUGGCAAAGACAGUGGAUUGUUUGUGUUCCUGUGAAGAACCGGAUUCAAAUUUUUCGGCUGGUGUCAACCUACUCUAUUAUAAAUGUAAUAACGAGACUCCAGCAACGAUUGCUUAUCCCAUCACAAAGCCAGAAGGUAUAUUAAGUGUGUUAGAUAAAAACAAACGAACAAUCUUUUAUAUCUUUGGAUAUAUGCAAGCUCCAGAGAAACCUAAUGUUGAAUUAAUGAUGAAAGCGUUAUGUUUUGGAAGAACGGACAACAUUGUAUUACUAGAUUGGAGCAAUUAUACUACUGGCCUUUACCCAAAAGUUUUUUCAAACGGCGAAAAAGUAGCAAGAUUAUUGGCUAUAUGUUUAAACAAACUUGGAGAUAAUGGUUUCAAUAUAUCUAAUAAUAUUUACAUUAUUGGUUUUUCAAUAGGCGCACACAUAGCUGGUCAUGCUGCUAAAUGCAGCAAGUACGAAAUAUCUCGCAUCACAGGAUUAGAUCCUGCUAAUUGUAUAUUUUAUCCCACUGGAUGUUAUCUUGAGAAAAAUGAUGCAUCGUUUAUUGAUAUUAUUCAUACGGAUAUGGGUGGAUUUGGUUCUUUAUCUCUAGAACAGGAUACUAAUAUUCCAACUUGCCUUUCUCCUAUGGGAACACUAGAAAUAUUUGUAAAUGGUGGUCAUCGUAUUCAACCUGGUUGUCCACUACUUGAAUCUUCAUUAAGCACUGAUCCGUCAUCACUUUUCUGCAGUCAUUCAAAAGCUGUCGUAAUAUAUACAAGGACGAAGUAUUAUCCUACUCAAACUAUGGCAAACAAAAAAUGUUCUUCCUAUUUGGCCUAUUUACUUGAUCUUUGCGAAAAUGUUAUGGUACCUUUUGGAUAUGCAGCAGAAAAUAUAACUGGAUCUUAUUAUUAUAAAACAGGACCUUUGUAAUAUAAUUGGUUUAAAGAGUUGUAUACAACUGUUAUUUUUUAAUAAUUCUUCUUUUAAUAUCUUUUAAUAAUUCACUUAUAAUUGUGAAAACUAUUAGUAUUACAUUGUUUUUCAAUUUAUAUUAAUAAAUAAAUAUUUAAUAACAAUUAA
Molecule: messenger RNA, 1206 nt
Organism: Pogonomyrmex barbatus (red harvester ant)
Lineage: Eukaryota; Metazoa; Arthropoda; Insecta; Hymenoptera; Formicidae
Product: lipase member H-like
Biological process (GO): lipid catabolic process
Molecular function (GO): lipase activity
Source: RefSeq, a predicted model, not a curated record